Macroventuria anomochaeta is the source of this 1327-nucleotide messenger RNA. RefSeq lists its product as uncharacterized. NCBI's taxonomy places the organism in Eukaryota, Fungi, Ascomycota, Dothideomycetes, Pleosporales, Didymellaceae. The record is from RefSeq and is a predicted model, not a curated record. Bases 1 to 1011 code for a protein of 336 amino acids. The transcript is spliced from 2 exons.
AUGGAUGAUGAUCAAACGAGGCGCAGUCCUAGUCCGAGCAAGCGGAGACGCAAGGGGGGCAGCAGCUUGUCUGGACGAAGUGCCUUGCGCACUGGUAGCAUCGUUCUCUCUGAGCGCACUGUGUUCACUGCAACAAGUAGUGUAAAGCGCACCGCCAGCCCGAGUCGCCACCUUACGGAGCUGCGGACAGCUCAGCCCUCGAUUUCGCUCGCGCCUAUAACGAUGCCUCCGCAACCGCUAUUGCAGGACACCAUGACAUGUUUGGCACAUUUGAGAAGACAGCUGGGGACUGCGAUCAAAGACCGCUAUAUCCCAGGUGGUCUGAAACAUGCGAUUGAACAGGAUCCUGAUUUUCGUCUGUCCCUAAGUAUGGAACCCUUCGACGAAGUGGCGUUCGACUACGACGAUACGCGCUCGCCACAUGACUUGACUCUGGUUGACGUAUUGCGAAGAGUAAAGGGGAUAUUUCAAAGCGCCGGUCUCUGCUCACAAUGUGGAAAGAACGAGAACGCGUGGUGCUUCGGAGUCAUUUGGCCACUGAUCGAGCUUGCUGUGAUACUGCAUGGCAAAGGCCUGUGGCGACCUGAAAGCGUACAAUCUCAAGGAAUAAAUCUACAAUACCUUUCAUACAUAGCUCAUUCCUCUACACCGAGCGAGAAACAUCAUCUGUUUCGCAAGACCGACUUUUGCUUCUCAUACUCAUGCCUCAAUCCACGCUUCCGUGUACUCUAUGAACGACUGGAGGCAGCAGGCGCAAUACCUGUGUCCCAUACCACUGACAAUUUUACAUCGAGAGCUGUUCUUUUCUCGGGCAUAGAAGUCAAGCCAGAAACGGGUACCAGAAAGAAGCAGAACUGCAGAUGUCCAUAUGGAUGGUGGCGAGUCUACGGAAAAAGAUGGAGCUGGUCAAAGACGCUCUGGCGAAAACGCCAGUGCCACAAGACCAGACCUGUUCCACUCUUGAUGCGGAGCCUGAAUCGAGUGAAGUCCAGAGGACCGGCACGGCGGUAGAAGAGCAAUCUUUCACGAACCUCCUCGAACCAGCUCUCACGAUCAUCGGUCACGAACACAAAACCCACUAUGCCUUUCCCUGCACUGUUCACGGCGACACCACAAUACUUGGCCCGGAUGAAAUCUUAUGAACCUAUCAACACGGUCUCCAAAAGGUAUCUUCAAGCUCGCUAGCUUCUAUAGUGCUAUUCUGGAAUAUGGAUCUCGAAGCGAAUCGACUGUCAGACAGGAAUCUGAAUCAAGAACGUGAUGUGGCUCCUGGAACUAUGUGCUUGAAAGGCUUGGUUCAGGCAGUGUUUGACGAGCUUGCUAAAGC